AGUGCUGAACGACAAACUAACGUUACAUCUCUUUAUAAAAGUAUAAGGGUCGCGACUUUUGUUUUUGCCAACAAAACGAGUGACUCAUUUUGUAGUGUGUUCAUAGAACUGGUGACUGUAUAUUAACUUGUAUAACAGCUGUAACAUUUCCUGUUAGAGACCUCAGCUAACAUAUUGUUACAGUGUUAGCUAGCGUUAGAUUGUUAACAGUGUGUUACACUCGCUAACGUAACGCUACUUUACCCUAAAUAGACUAAAAUACAUCAACAUUCAAACUGGCUUAACUUGUCAAGGUAUUUCCAUCUGAGUGGGUGACCAACACUUCCCAAAGUGUUUUCCAUCUUUAUUUGAUGAGCUUUGAUGAGUUUUUUUCCCCAAGCACCACAAUGAGGAGACAAGAAAACCAGCCAGCCAGACCAACAGCAGGCUGCAUGUCUGUCCCACUGUUUAACCAGAAGAAAAGGAACAGACUCCCUCUGACAUCUGCGCCCUCGGAGAACGAGUUCUUCUCCCACAGUGAAUACACAGCAAGCGGCUCAGCUGCAUCUCACAGCGCUUCAGGUACCUACGGACGUUACCAGGCCUCCGGUCCGACCUGUGCGGCUCCACAAAGCCAGCAGUGGAGCAGACAGGGCAUCCCAUCAUCUACUCCGCCCCAGCAGUAUGGCAGCAGCAGACCUGCUCCGGGACCUGCCCCUCCAAUUAGAACCUACGCAUCCAUAGCCCACCCAUACAAAGCUGGAGGCACAGGCUCUGACAUGGGAAAGCCCAUCAAUUCAAUGAGACAACUGGAUUUUAGCCUCAGUGGUCAUUCUGGACAGAGCAGCUAUCAAGCCUCCCAAAUCAGGCAGAGUGCACAAAUUAAGCCAGUGCCCCAUCCAAGCUUCUCCCCAAUGGGUCAGCAGUCAUCUUACAGACCACACAAUCCCACACACCAGUAUUCUCCGCAGCCCAGACCUCUGUCUGCUCCUGUCCCGCCACCCAGCAGGCCCUCUGCCGCUGCAGCAGAGCCACAAAGAAACUCCUGGAAGUUUACUAACAGCUUUGGGCCGCAGAGAUUCCCCUUUGAGGGAAACAGGGGCACAAAUCAACCUCAGACUCUGCGACAAAGUCAAACUCAGGACAGAUUUCCAAUGAAGCCAGCCAUCGAGAACUCACUGAGGAUCAUGACUUCAGUUAUUGAUGGCAUGAGACACUGGAGCCAGUUUAAAGACAAGGUCCCAUACCUGUUUGAGAUAUUUGCUACUCUGGACUCUGCGGUCACGCUGGGUCUCCACGGAGCGAAGAACUUCCUCAUGAGAGACGGGAAGGAGGUGGUGAUGUGUGUCUUCUAUGAAAAUGAACAGGAACUGCCGCGUCUCAUCCGUGGUCAGGUUCACCGCUGCGUGGGGAACUACGACCGCAGCAGAGACGUCCUGAUGUGCGUGUCCGUCCGACCCGGCCUGCCCUCAGAGCUGAGAAACGCUCCGGAGGCCGUCAAAGCCUGCGACGCAGAAAUGAGAGCGCUGGUGAAAACACUCAGUGAAGUCUGAGCAUGAGUUCUGUCGGUGUCUACAACCAGUAUACCAGUGUUUGAUGAGAGUUCUAUGUAUUGAUAGAUAACUGGUGUUUUGGGUCGGAGUCACAGUUAGUUACAAAAAGCAUGUUUAAAGAAUAAUAAUUGUUGACGUGUGAAGGGCGCUGUUGCGCUGAUGUACUGGACUUUAACAGUUGAAUUCACUUGCGUUUGCAUCCAUAAAGAGUUAUUUCCUUGAACUCAAACCUGAAUGGAAAGUAACGCCUCUCUUCUUUGUAAGUUCUGAAACAUUUUUAUUACAAAGAAAAAGUCACAGAACAGCAAACAUUGUUUAGAUGUCAAUAAAGCAAACACUAUGAGGUAAGAUCUCAAAAUAUGUCUUUGAAAAACUGGGCAGUCUGGAUUAACAUGUGAUACCAAGUACAGUUAGUUUAUUUACAGUCAAACAUCACAAUGGAAAAAAAACAAUAAUUCUACUCUACCAGAACAGAUCCACCAGCGCUGAGACUUUACACACAAAGAGGGGAAGAAGUCCAGAGCCGCCACAGCGCAGCACAGUUUGAGGUCCAAUACGAAACACGUCCCUCCCGACCUUCACUCAAGUAUGGCAACAGAACCACAGUCACGUUCUUAAUGUCGGGACACGUCGUCACGGGAACCUAAUUUGGGAAAUAUUUAAAGAUAAAACCAUUAGCAAAAACCAACCCAUUAUUCAACACUAAUACGCACAUAAACACCCACUAGGAAAAGGGAGUCUAGCUUGAUGAAAAUCGGCAGUGUGAAUGGAGAAGUAGACGUUUUGUCCUUGGGACAUGACAGGAACGGUGCCAGCGCUUUGAAGAGGAGAAGUGGAUCGAUGCAAACACGGCAGCACGUCAGCUGCUUCAGGAGCAAAUGAUUCCGAAGCACGUUCUGCACAUAAUGUGAACGAUGCGUCAGCCUCACGCAGAUAACCCAAGGCAAAGUUCAAUCUGUACCGCUCCCUCCUCAGCCACUCACUUUUUAAAUCACGUAAGACAAGGAUGCCAGGAACUAAUCCGCUAGCUGCACGUCACAACCUUUUAAGAAAGCAAUUGAAGUGAUUUACCUCUUCUAGGUAAUUGGCUCGUACUGAACACGAGUUGCUUUUUUUCUCUCCUCUGGCCGAGAGGAUUAGGAGACGUCGUCUUUUUUUUUUUUUUAAUCCUCUGGAACAUUUUUUCAAGUUAAUGAGAUCACACUGCAAUGAGUACAGGAGCAAGACGUCAUCACUGAGAGCAGAAAAUAUUUUACAAAAUAAACACAUUACGUACUCAACAGGAUCCAGAGUUUCUCAGCAGAAAACGAUGCUAACCUGAUAGUUGUAAUAAACGCUUGUCUUGGUUAUGUUAAAAGGCACAAGUUGGUCUGAUCACAUUUAAAAUCGAGAUCAAUCGUUCUACCGUUAACAAAGCCCAUCUCAUGCUGCCUUUCUGACAAAGAUCCUACACCUCUGUGCCUUUUUCUUCCUGAAAUAAGAGUGUUUUAGUAUUGUGUGUUGGGGGACAUUUGUUUCAUAAUUAACAAGCGGGUUACAUUACACAAACAGUUCUGGGGAAAGGGUAUAAAAAAAGAGCGCAGUAUCCCAAUAUAACAUUUUUUUGACCACACAGCUCUGGUACCACCACGAAUAAGUAAAAUUAACAUCCUGGUGAUAGGAGGAGAUUCCCAUUUGUCAUCUUCUCCCCGAACGCAUCGUCCUUGAAAGCUAAAAUGUCUUCUUGACCCUCACUGGUUCGACGCCUGGUCACGUGACUUGACGGCAGAUAAAGUCUGAGGAGCAAACAUCUUGCGACGCAUCAGAUUUCCCCUUUUCGACGUGGUACUUUGAAGGCUCAGACACCAGCUUUGUAAAGUCCAGACGACAGGUUCAGUCCAGUGGGAAAUACAUCUUCAGUAGAACCUUUUUCUAUUUGUAUUCUCGGCCUUCAAAGUCGCCACAUAAUCUCAUGCUCACAUUCUUUAUGCCCCGAGCCUGUAGUCUGUUUUGUGAUGUCACAUCUGUGGACUUGCUUUGCACAAACUGAAAACAAAA
Gasterosteus aculeatus aculeatus (three-spined stickleback) is the source of this 3569-nucleotide messenger RNA. It is a transcript of the gene spata22, whose product is annotated as spermatogenesis associated 22. Gene Ontology annotation, biological process: homologous chromosome pairing at meiosis; meiotic DNA repair synthesis; regulation of meiotic cell cycle. The record is from RefSeq and is a predicted model, not a curated record. NCBI's taxonomy places the organism in Eukaryota, Metazoa, Chordata, Actinopteri, Perciformes, Gasterosteidae.